GGAGAGAGCAAAUGGUCGUACAGAGUUAGCCAUGAUCCUCGUGUUUCCUCCUCAUUCCGUGUCCUGACAUCCCAACCAUCACUUUUAACUGAUGGCAUAGACGGUUUUUACAACGCCAUCACCAUCGCAUAGUUUUGGAUUACUCGAGUUCGUUGUAUGUUCUAGAGUUGCCUAGAGCUUUUUGUUAGCUGUACCACUUUGUUCAGUCUGUUACGUUGAUUUCUAGAAGUUAUUUCUGAGUUUAGAUUUGUGUGAAGACUUGUUGCAUUUUGUGACCAAAUGAAAAAUGGUGUGAAAAAAAAAGUCCAAAUUGAAUUUUCAAACAAAAUGUUGAAAUAAAUCAUUUCAAAAUGUUAACUAAAAGACGUGAUUGAACAAUCUGGGCAGCCAUGGAUGUUAUUUCGGGCAUUUCUUUAUGAGAUUUUCUGAUGACUUGUGGAGAUUUUUUGUUUUAAAUUACUCAAGCUUCCAAUGGGAUUGUAGACAGCACAAAUCGAAUUUGACUUUCCAUAAACGUUUUUAUAGCGCAUGCGCUGUAGGCGGCUCUCGUUAUUAGGAACACCAUUUUUUGUUUCUCAAAUAUUUUUUUCUCCUGUCAACGAAAAAAGGGGGAUAACUAAAUCCUCAAUUCACUAUAUAUGAAAGUUUUACGUCUGCAAAGGCGUGCUUUCCCGUGGAUUUAAACUAAGGAAGGUGUUUUGAUCCAGUUGUCGUGUGACCUUCUGCCAUCAUGCUCCUGACGACACCUAUGUACACUCCGCAUAUGGUUCAGAACCAGAUGACCCCAACGUACACAUACCCGCAGGCGGCCAGUCUGGAAGAAUACCACCAGGUAGUGGCUAGCCAGGCUGCGGUCGCCGCCGCCGGAUCUGCGGCCUCCCUUGCAGGAAUGCAGGGGGUGACAGUCUCGGCCAUCACAUCCGAACCCAGUGGUCAGACCAUCUACACAACUACACCCGUGACUUCAAAUGGGACCGCUGCUGACCAACAGGCGUUCCUGAGAGAGGCACAAAAAAGCCUCUGGCUGAGGGACCUGAAAGCAGUGUCCGAGACAGAACUACAGUCAUCAGAUGGAGAAGUGACAUCAAUGCCACCCACAAGUGGUGCAAUAUCUCCCAAUACAGGACCAAAGAGACUUCAUGUUUCAAACAUACCAUUUAGAUUUAGAGAAGCAGAUCUCAGACAAUUGCUAGGGCAAUUUGGAACAAUUUUAGAUGUUGAAAUCAUUUUUAAUGAGCGAGGAUCAAAAGGAUUCGGUUUCGUAACUUUCGCAAAUAGCGGUGAUGCCGACAGAGCACGUGAGAAAUUGAACGGCACUGUGGUUGAGGGACGAAAGAUUGAGGUUAACAAUGCAACUGCACGGGUAAUGACCAAAAAGGUGCCCGCCCCCACACUAUCUACCGAUACAGUAACAGCUGCAGCACUCAGAGGUGUUGCUUUGACAAGAGGAAGGGCAGCAGCAGCUGUCGCUGCAAGGAGUCUUGGAGGAGUCUACACAGCUGCUGCGGCUGCUGCAGGCUUACGGCAUCCUACACCCAUUGCUGCACCUGCCACAGCUAUACCUUAUGCUGCUAUGUAUCAGGAUCCCUUUUUGGCAUAUGAUGCUGCAGGAAGAAGCUAUCAGCUUGUCACCAGUCAGCCCUAUGCUGCUGCUGCAGCAGCUGCUGCUGCUGGUGCCUACCCUGCGGGUGCUGCUAGAUAUGCUUUCCCUGCUGCUGCUAUGGCUACACCAGUCACGUAUACAACUGCUGCAAGUUAUGGCAGAGAAUUUGCUGCUGAACCAUAUAUUGGACACAGUAUUGGACCAGUUGCAGGAUAUGGGGCUACAGUGUACAGAGGUGGUUAUCAAAGGUUUGCACCAUACUAGCAUUACUCUUAAACAUUCUCACUGAUAUAUAUACUGUUGAAAAAAAUCAAGCAUUAUAUGUGGAGGGAAAUGGUACACAGAUGGACUUGGGUUUAGCCACUGUUUGAACUGCAGAGAGAAUCUACUACACGUCACGUCAAUACCAUAAAACAAAAUAAAGGGCCACCAUCAUUCUUGAGUAUAUGACUUUCAUAUUAAUGUGUUUUUUUUUAUUUUGUUUUUUUUUAACCAUUUUGAAAUGAUUGCCACAACAACAAUUAUUUGUUUUAUUAUUGUAAUUAGCCAAACACAAUUGGAUGUAACUGUAGUUAUGUCCAAUAUCUCCACGUAAGAUUUUCCUCCCAACAACAGUCUUUAUAUACUGCAGUCUUGUUAGAUCAAAGAUAAGUGACAUUUAACAAGCUGGCAACAAUUAAGAAUGUUUGACCUAUGUUUGUUUACACUUAAUUGGUGAGGAGAAAUUUAUACAUGAAUACUCACACUCUUAAAGCUUUAUUUUGAGCAUUUUGAUCUAGUCAUUAUGUUUUGUUAUCUCCAUGUAUUUUGAUCUGUAACAUACUAGGUUGGACAAAACACUUUUGUUAGUAUAGUUAGUUUAUGUUUCUGAAGUCUGAAUGUUUGAUGUUUGAAAACUUUCAGUGCAAGGUUUGGCUAACUGUAUAAUUGUUUUCCUUUUGGCUGUAACAAGAAGAACUAGUGUAACAUUUACUGAUCACUGUGUUGGUACUGGUGUCAGGUAUGCUGAGCUGUCCAUAGGUCCUUUUAGUUAUUUUUAACCACAUGCCCUGUCACGUAUUGCAUUCUAAAGUUUAGAAUUAUUAAUGCAUUGUAUUUAUUGAUACUUUGAAUAACAUAAGACUUUAUCCACAUGCCAGAAGAUAUAACACAAAAAAAAGAAAGUUUUAGUUUGAGCCUAUGGUCAUCUUAUCUGGUCAAUGUACAAAUAUUUAAGGUUAAUGCCUGGUGAGUUUAAUUUAUAAUCUCCAUUCAUAAAUAAUCUUAUUUGCUUAAAAACAAAGUGUUCAGGCACAAGUGUUAACACUAUAAAUAUGACAUUUAAAUUGCUUUCUACAGUCUUGGUUUUGGCAUUGGCAUCAGUAUUGAUAGUUUGUCAUUUGUACAAUUACCUGGCACUGUUGAUUAAACUGCUUAGUUGACUUUAUUGUUGAUUACCAACACUCAAACCUUCCAGCUCUUCCCCUACAUUAUUCAUUAGAAAACUCUGUAUAAAGACUGCCAGUAAAAGUAUUCUUUUCAUUUGUAUAUUUAAUGCAUUUCUAUUCUUUGUUUGUGUUUUUUAAAGUUGACAUACAUGUAUUUACUAUGUAAUGUAUUUACAUCUAUAUCAUGUUUUUAACUUGUGUAACCAUUAAUAUGUUAACUCCCUUCACAAAUAAUUUGAUGUUUUUAUAUGACUGAAAACUUCUACAUGUUCAAAUGUUAUACAGAUUGAAUAUUAAUGUUUAUCGUUGAUAGUUAUACUUGGGAUAGAAAGUCUCUUUAAUGUGAUGUUUUAUUAGAACAACUUUGAUAGGUAGUAAUAGUUCAGGGAGUCUUGGAGCACUUAAAGACAGAAGAAGAUUGUUGGCUACACACAUACAUGAUGGUGGUUUGCUUCACCAGCAAACUUUUCCUUGUUUAAGACACUUGUUUAGGUCUUUGACUAUAUUUAAUCACUAUGCAGGAACGAAAAUGUGAUUAAAAAAAAGAUUCUUUUUUCUUCUUUUUUGAAGCAACAAAUAAUUAUUGAGACCAAAAGUUAUUGAUGGUUAUGGAUCUAUUAGCCAUUUGAAGAUAAUUCAAUGCAUUCAACUUGCCCAAAUAAAGUCUUGCCAAAUUACAAUAGUAAGGUUUACUUUCAAAAAUUUGUCUGAAAAUUUUUUAAAUUAUGGUCACCACAAACAGUGCAUGACAAUCUUAGUGCAUUAUGAAGUCUUGGUUUGCAAUAUGAUAAAAGUGUAUGAUUUUCUGAACUAAUUUAGUAGACAUUUGUAGAAUAUAGAUCAUCAGGUGCAAGGGAAGCUAAUCCUUUGUGUAAAUAAAAUAUGAGUUUUAUUUUUGUUUUUUAAAGAAAUGUUUUUGUCAACCAUGUACAAGUGUUUAAUUAGUUGUAUCAUCAUUGUUCAUAAGACUUGUUUACAAAUAUAGACAAGAAGAUCAAAUCAAAAUAUAAUGUGGGGCACGAAGCUCUUUUCUUCCUAAUUGAGAGAAUGUUAUUGGCACCAAACUAAAUGUUUUUAAUUUAGUUGUUUUUUGUUUUUUUUUAUAUUGAACAUUUAGACUGAAGUAUUGCUUUUAAACAAUAGAGCAGGCACGGCACAUCAUAAAAUUAUAAAAAGAAAAGAAACAGUUUUAAAAUCUUGCCAUUUAUUUUCAUGUACAUUACUAAAGCAAUAAUUAAUUCAAGUUGUAAUAGGCAAUUUUAGUCAACGUUAAUUAUAACAUUUCUCUAUUCACUUUUUGUGAAUAUAUUCACAUUUCUAGAUUCAUUCAUGUACUGGUAAAAUUUGUUAUGAAUCAUUGAUUCAUGCUUAACUAUUGUAGUCAAUGUAUUUUCUUCUAAAUUGUCUUUGGUGCUAAGUAUUUAGGUGUGCAGGUUGGUAGCAUGUACAGUUUGGAUCACUCCAUGUAGGCUGCCUAUAGGUUUGAUCAAGUCCAACUUCUCUAGUCUUCUAAACAUAAUCAAGUCAUGUGUUUAGUUUUGCAAUAUACCUCAACAUGUGUUACUCUUUUUUUUACAGUGAGUUAAAUUUGAAUUUCUGGCUAUUUCAGAAUACUUGUUAACAUACACAUGCACCCUCACACACACAUAAACUAGCAUCUUAAACUAGUAUGUUCAUGAUAUUACUUGAAAAUAAAAAUUCAUAUGGCUUAUUUUUAGCUAUAUAUUAUAUUAUAGCCUAUAUCUAGGCAUAUACAUUUUUUUGUCCAUCUUUGAGGAAAGAAAGGUGGGAUCUGAUUUACUCUCUCCACUGGGUAAAACUCUCCAAAUGAUUGUAACAAAUGUAUGAUAUUGUGAUAUAAGUAAGCAAUUUUACGGUCAUGGUACCAAAGAAUGAUUAUUUUCUUUUUGUUUACAUAUGUAUGUUACCUAAUGUGUUGUUUGCGUUUUUAAAAAAAUCUAAAACAUUUCAUGAAAAUGAGUUCCACUUCUGUCAACACCUAGAGAUAAACCAUGUUUGUAUUUCUUUCUUUUAUAUUGUUAACUUUCUGAUGUCUAGUUUUCAAUGUACCAGACGAAACAGCAUAGCAUUUCAAAAGUAUUUCUUGUACAUAAACAUUUCCCCAAGGCUUGGGCCAUCACCACAUAGAAGCAAUGGUACAAAUAAAUCAUGACUUCAUUAUAGUGUGCCCAGGCAAUGUUAGAAUCAGUCUUCACUCUUUGACUACCAAUAAAUAAGUGGACAUUGUACUGAUAUACAUGAUCUUGUAGUUCAGUUUGCUGUUUAUCAAUAAUUCACUGUAUAUUGUACAAUUUAUUUCUAAAGAUGUACAAGUGUAACAUUUUGUACAAGUUUUUUUGUACUCAUUACAUCUGACCUUUUUUUUUUCUUUCCUUUUUUUUUUCUGCUUAUGUAUUCUCAGUUCAUUAAGGUAUCUUCAAUUUUUUUAUUUAAAGAUUUCGUCUGACAUUAAAAGAUAGGUAAAGAAGAGAUACAAAAAGAAACUUUUUCAAAUAAUGAAACAUGAAUUUUCAAAUAAAUAAAUAUAUAAAUAUUGCUAUUUAUAUAUAAUAUAUAAUUAAAAUUACCUUUUUUUUUCAUUUAAAUUCUUAUUGAACUGAGAAAUUGCAUAAGAAGAGAAAAAAUGUUCCAGCUAAACAGUAUUGACUAAGUUAUUAACCAAAAAACAAACUGUCCAACAUUUUGAAGCUUGUAUUUGUACCCAGUUCUAGUUUCUGUCAUUGUGUCAACAAACUUCAGACAAGCUGAACACAAAAAUCAAAUGAUUGUCUUCCAUGAUAUUUUUUGUCAAGAGUUGUCUCUCUUGUUUAUUAUAAAAGAUACCAUCAGAAACAAUGCUGUGUUUUAAGUUGUUUAUUUCUGUUGUUAUCAUCAAUUUUACUGUAGACUGUAUGUCUCUGUUAAGAAGCACUAUUCAUUGGACAGAUAGUUAACUCAACAUCUUGUUGAAUUAAUUUAGUAGCAUGAUGUGUAUGAGAUAUAAUACCAAUGGUUCUUUACUAUGGCUUUUUAAAAUAUGAAUGUUUAUGAUCUGUUGUGCUUUUCUUUGACCUGCAUGAUCUACCAACGAUUGCUUCAGGUUUGUCAGAAAAUUUUCACAUUUUUAAUCAUCUACCUAUAAUUGACUUCCAAAAAAAGAAUUGCUUUUUAUGUGUGUGGGAUUUUUUUUCUUUUCUUUCUUUUUACAUAAAUAUUGGCUAAUUGAAAGUCUCAAUGCUUUUAUUAUUAAUUAGCAAAGUGAUCUUCCUUAUGUGUAUUUCUUUCCAAGCAUGAUUCUAUUGUUCUACUAACAUUCACCAGGAAGUGAAAGCAUACUUUGGCCAGGACAUCCAACACAUUGCAUGCUAUUUAACCUUUCAGGCAAAUCAUGUUCUUGCCAACCUUUUUUUUUUUUAUAUUUGAAUUUACACAUUUUUUGAUUCAAUGAUAUUGUUUACAUAUGUUUCAAAUUGUGUAAUUAAUGUUAUGACAUGAAUUUUUUGUUGUUUAAGUUAGAGUUUAGUGAAUGACCAUUACUCACUUUAACAUUAUUUAUGCUUUUUCUGUGUGUGUGUGUGCUUGUAUUGAUUAACAAUUGCAUUGCAUGUUUUUUUUUCUUCUUGUAACUCUUCUAAAAGUAAAGUAACAAUGUCCCAGCUAUCAUUGUGGGAACUGAAGAGUUCCUCAAUGUGCAGGUAGGCUUAGUAUACUUUGAGUGUGCAUCAAGUAGCCCUAAGUGUUAUAUUGUAAUAUCCAAGAGAGGCUUCCAGCUUACUCAGAACCUUGCUCUUUAGUAGUUUCACUUUUUUUUUUUGGCUUUUGUGGAAAGAUCCUUAGAGAAAUAAAUAAACCAACAAAAUUUUCUUUUGC
Messenger RNA from Biomphalaria glabrata, 6900 nucleotides. RefSeq names its product RNA binding protein fox-1 homolog 2-like. Gene Ontology annotation, biological process: regulation of alternative mRNA splicing, via spliceosome; nervous system development. Gene Ontology annotation, cellular component: nucleus; cytoplasm. Bases 731 to 1867 code for a protein of 378 amino acids. Gene Ontology annotation, molecular function: mRNA binding. The transcript is spliced from 13 exons. Lineage: Eukaryota; Metazoa; Mollusca; Gastropoda; Planorbidae. The record is from RefSeq and is a predicted model, not a curated record.